AUGAUUGCAGCGUUCCCUUUUCAUGAUCAACAUUAUGAACAAUCUUCCGCAGAUAUGAUGAAUAUCAGUAAUGUCGAUAAUGGAGGUUCAAGUCUUGGCGAAAGUCGGCAUCAUUCAUUAUUUUCACCUCAUCAUCAUCGAGAAUUUAUAGUUGAUCCAGACAUAAAAGACGGUCUCUUGAUCAAUGAUUUCACAUCUUCGGAACCUUCAACUGCUUCUCUUGGACAACUUUUCCAUUAUCCAGUUCCAUAUCGUCAAGUUAAACGUCGUCGUCGUCUUACAGAAGAAGAAACAAAUGUACUUAUUAGUACAUUUGAAAAAGUUCAAAAACCUGACGCAGAAAUGCGUACCCGAUUAGCGGCACAGCUCAAUAUGUCAUCUCGUGCAAUUCAAGUUUGGUUUCAAAAUCGUAGAGCAAAAGUUAAAAGGGAUGCUUUAGAAUCUAAAAAUGCGGCAAAAUUCAACAGACCAAAAAAAUUAACAUUAGCUGCAGAAUAUUGUCAAGAAAAAAGAAUUAAUGAUUCUGAAUCUAUUCAUUCUUCACCUAUUUCUUCGACUUCUUCAAUUACCGCUUCACCUACUGAUUCUAAAACGCAAGGAAUGACUAGGAUUACACCUAAUCUUGCAAACAUUUCUAUAGCUUUAACAUCUGAUAAUGAACAUCAAUUGGAUACGGCAAAAGAAAAUGGUCAAUCUUUAUAUUACUCUCAAUUGAUCUCUAAUAAUCAGAACAAUAAUAUGAUUGGAUUAAUUCAUGAAACUGUUUAUGAUAAUUAUUGGAAUACACCUUGCGAAUUGAAAACUGCUGAAAAUGAUGAACGAUCAAUUUAUUCUCCUUAUUAUAGUUCUGAAGGUGAUGACUUUGAGACCACACCAGUAUCAACGGUGCAGUCAUUCCCCGAACAUGUGUACGGAAAUUUUUAUCAAACAAACGAUAAUUCUACCGAUUUUUUCAAUUGGCAGAAUAAACAAAACUUGGCGCUAUCGUUAAUGACACCUCCUGGAACAGAUAGAGAAACACCAGUUGCUCCUAACAAUACUCCUAUUCAUAACAAUACCCCUAUUCAAGCGAAUGAUCGCCUUCUUUCUAUUCCUAUAACUUUAGAAAGUUUUCCAACUACUCAUAAUCUUAAUUUUUCGGGAUCUUUACACGAACCCGCAUGGUUGGUAGACCUCGAUAAACCGGUUGUUAUCGAUAAUCCUCCAACAUAUGAAUUUCAUACUCUUCAAACACAUACACCUUCAUCUCAAACUCAUCCUUCAUCAACAUCUGUUUCAUCCGUUUUUACGUCUUCCACCAUUGAAGAUAAUCUAAUCGAAAAUGAUGAAUCUACACCAACAACAGCACCACAGUCACCGUAUUCAGUUUGCUUCGAUAACGACGUAUCAGUAGUAGCCGACAAUGAUGAUGAUGAUGAAAUUGAUCUAUGGGAAACUUUAUACAAUCAAGAAGAAGUUAAGACUAAACAAAAUGACGAAGAUUGUUAG
This is a messenger RNA of Dentiscutata heterogama, 1488 nucleotides long. NCBI's taxonomy places the organism in Eukaryota, Fungi, Glomeromycota, Glomeromycetes, Diversisporales, Gigasporaceae. The record is from the annotation of a GenBank genome assembly.